Dendronephthya gigantea is the source of this 928-nucleotide messenger RNA. RefSeq names its product cysteine-rich hydrophobic domain-containing protein 2-like. The record is from RefSeq and is a predicted model, not a curated record. The transcript has 6 exons. NCBI's taxonomy places the organism in Eukaryota, Metazoa, Cnidaria, Anthozoa, Malacalcyonacea, Nephtheidae. Bases 46 to 555 code for a protein of 169 amino acids.
CAGCCCAGAAGCAGACCAUGAAUGACACAGGUCAAAGCAUGAAAGAUGGCGAAUUUUGAUACAAUUUUUCACGAUAACAGCUCUGAGGAUGACGCUGAAAACACUCAAGUAUCGCUCGAAUAUUCUCCAACGGUACAACAAGCAAUAGUUAUUCGAGGCGUAGGGCAUAUGACAAUUUUCGGCUUGAACUGUAAAUACGAUACGGAGUUCCCAUCAGGGUUACAUGCUAAGCUUGCUAGUGAAGAGUUUGAGAUGACAAUAAAUCAAGUUAACAAAGUCCUCAGAAAAACAAUGACUGUCAAUAUUAGGUGGUGGCUAUGUGGAUGUAUAUGUUGUUGUUGCACAUUAGGCAUGUCUCUAUGGCCUGUUGUUUGUCUCAAUAAAAGGACCCGUCAUACAAUUAACAAAGUUUUAGAUUCCGAGAAUGUCAAUUUUUACCAUAAACUUGGUCUUCAUUGGUGUUUGAAGAAACAAAAGUGUGCAUCAAGUAGUAUGAUGGAAUAUGUGCUUUUGGUUGAGUUCUUACCAAAGGCACAAAUACUGAAGCCUGACUAAUUGACGGGAGCAAGUGAUUCAACCAUCUCCAAAAUAAAUUUUGGUGUGCAACCACUGUCACAAACAGAUGCUUGCCAACCUUGUCAAUUCUGAUAGUUAACUGAAUACAAGAAAAACUGAAGUCAACUGCAAUGGAUUUUCAAUACACACUUCAACCUUGUACAGCAAAACAAAAAUGCAAAUAGUUUUGAACUCUAUUGGGGGGAUUAGUUUUAUCUUUUUGGGUUUUUUACAUUUAGUUCAUUGAUGUAGUUAAGUUGUUUCCUUUUCACAAUUGCCAAAAUCUUAAUGUAAUGUGCCAUGUAUUGUGACCUAAUAAAUUUCUCUAUUUCAGAUUAAUAUAUUUUAUUUUCAGUGCUGUAAAUAGCUUGUA